GUAAAUCGGCAGAGUCUAGAGAUGGGGCUCGGACGGGGCGCCCUGCACCGCCUCCCAGGCGCACCUCCCCCGGCCGCCGACCGCUCCCCGGAACCGUGAUUGGCUCGGCCUCUCGGGGGCGACCCCGGACCGAGCCCCCACCCGCGGCCGGCCCUCUUCUCCUCCUCUCAGCAGUCUCCGCCGCUCCAAGGCGCGCUUGUUUUUCUCCUCUCCCUCACCGCCGUCCCCUGCCCCAAGCUCUCCCCCUCCGCCCGCUCUCGAGCCCCCGGAGCCCCCUCCCGCCUCGCCCCUGGGCGCUGCGGCGCUCCUGCCCCCCGCAGCCUGUCUUUGCACCCCUUCCCCCAAACCACCCCGCGCCCCGGGCGUCCUGCUUCCCCUUCUGCCUUCUGCGGCGCCCCCUUCAUCUCUCGCCGUCCCCCCUCCCCAACCAAAUCAGGCGAUCUCCGGAGAUGUGAAGAAGGGGGGUGAGCGGACAGGAAGAUGAAGGGAGCAAAGCUGCCCGCCGCGGGACAGGCGUCUAGGUGAACAGGAAAAUGACCGAAGAAACACACCCGGACGAUGACAGCUAUAUUGUGCGUGUCAAGGCUGUGGUUAUGACCAGAGAUGACUCCAGCGGGGGAUGGUUCCCACAGGAAGGAGGCGGGAUCAGUCGCGUGGGGGUCUGUAAGGUCAUGCACCCCGAAGGCAAUGGACGAAGCGGCUUUCUCAUCCAUGGUGAACGGCAGAAAGACAAACUGGUGGUAUUGGAAUGCUAUGUAAGAAAGGACUUGGUCUACACCAAAGCCAACCCAACCUUUCAUCACUGGAAGGUCGACAAUAGGAAGUUUGGACUUACUUUCCAAAGUCCUGCAGAUGCUCGAGCCUUUGACAGGGGAGUGAGGAAAGCAAUCGAAGACCUUAUAGAAGGCUCAACCACAUCAUCUUCCACCAUCCAUAAUGAAGCUGAGCUUGGUGAUGACGACGUUUUUACGACAGCUACAGACAGUUCUUCUAAUUCCUCUCAGAAGAGGGAACAACCUACUCGGACAAUCUCCUCGCCCACAUCCUGUGAGCACCGGAGGAUUUAUACCCUGGGCCACCUCCACGACCCAUAUCCCACGGACCACUAUCACCUCGAACAGCCGAUGCCAAGGCCCUACCGCCAGGUGAGCUUCCCGGACGACGACGAGGAGAUCGUGCGCAUCAACCCCCGGGAGAAGAUCUGGAUGACGGGCUACGAGGACUACCGGCACGCGCCGGUGAGGGGCAAGCACCUGGACCCCUCGGAGGACGCGGACUCCUACGUGCGCUUCGCCAAGGGCGAGGUCCCCAAGCACGACUACAACUACCCCUACGUGGACUCCUCAGACUUUGGCCUCGGCGAGGACCCCAAAGGGCGCGGGGGCGGUGUGAUCAAGAACCAGCCCUCGCGGGGCAAGUCCCGGCGGCGGAAGGAGGAUGGGGAGCGCUCCCGGUGCGAGUACUGCAGGGACAUGUUCAACCACGAGGAGAACCGGCGGGGCCACUGCCAGGACGCGCCCGACUCCGUGAGAACUUGCAUCCGCCGGGUGAGCUGUAUGUGGUGUGCGGACAGCAUGCUCUAUCACUGUAUGUCGGACCCCGAGGGCGACUAUACAGACCCGUGCUCGUGCGACACUAGCGACGAGAAGUUUUGCCUCCGGUGGAUGGCUCUUAUUGCCUUGUCUUUCUUCGCCCCCUGUAUGUGCUGUUACCUGCCCCUUCGGGCCUGCUACCACUGUGGAGUGAUGUGCAGGUGCUGUGGGGGGAAGCACAAAGCGGCCGUGUGACUCCAUGCCCCCCCAUUCCAGCCUGGGAACCUGCCCGGUGGACCCUGCACCCCAGCCACCCAUCCCGCCCUGCGCGCCCGCCGUGUUCCCGAGAAAGGAACUUCCGCCCCGAUUCUCGUGUAGUAACGAUCUGUAAUCAGCUGUCUUAUACCUGUGUUGAUUUCCUGCCUUUCCUCCCCACCUCUUCCAGUUCAAAGGCGCCUGCGAUCAGAACUGCUGAUUUUGGGGGUGGGUUUUGUCGUUGGUUUUCCCAAGAGCAUUGAAGACUCUUUCUCUUGGCCCAGCUAGCCUGGUGCUGAGGAGCAUCACUGGGUUCCCGCAGGAGUGUGACAUCGGCAUGAUGAGGCCCAGGCAGAAGUAUCUUAACCUGCAGUUAGUUAUUACGUCUAGGAGGCGAGCUAGUUAACACACUUGUACCACAAAACAGGAUUGCUUUAACUUUUCUAAAGCCAAAUUCCCCAUGUAAGCUGCAGUUUCUAUCUUGAACCCAUCAUUAUUUUCUGGCGCCCCCCACCCCCGAAAUCUGCUAGUUCUUCACGAUGCAAAACAUUCACCUGUAAAAUGACUGAGAAUUGAGCCUUAACGUAGAUUAACUUGUGAGAAUCAGGAAAAUUCCUUAAACUGCAUUGCAUCCUCUCGGGCCAGGGCUAGAAAGGGGAUUUCAGAUCUCUGAGCCUCCCCAGUGACCCCUAAGGUAGAACUUUUUAAAAUUGUGACACCACCACUUCCAAAAAUUUAGCAAUAUUGGAAGAAAAUACUAACACAGUAAGAAAUUUUGUUCAUUGUUUUGGAAAUCAAACACAAACCGGUGUUGAGAAACACUAAGGUUCUGGUAAAUAAAACUGUAGGAGCUGCCCCUCCCCCAGUGGGUAUGUUCUAGUAACCGGGGAAAUUUCAAAUGUCACAAAUUUGAGGAGUUGUGGGUUGCAUUUCGUUCAUGGGUUUGUGUUUUUGUUUUCCGUUUGAACUCAAUUUCACGUCACCAAACCUUUCAUUUAUACUUGGGAAAACAAGGCCAUAUGUAAAAACCCUUCCGAUGCCUAAGUGUCUUUCUCCCGCAGCUCCGCACCCAGACUCGCCUCUGCGCACACACGGCUGAGUCCGCAGGCGGGGCCUGCUGCCGCCUUGCCGCGUGGGCGGCUGCGCAGUAGCUGGGGGAGAGAAUUCUCCAGCCUGUUGCACGGCAGAGCCAACUCUGAGGGCAGGAGGAGCGGUGGAGACAGGUUUACCCAUACCUAGCCGAGUACAAUCAAAGCGUGGCGGAGAACCUGGGCACAGGCUCGGCAGCACUGGCGGCUCUCCCCCGUGACCCCGUGGUACCUGCCAGCUGAGGGCCUGGCCUGAUCCCUCCCUGCUUCCCUGACCCUUUCUCCGUUGCACACAGGACAUCGGUCUUCAAAGAAAGGGGCUUUUUUCCAGUCGUGCCGCGAAGGCGCCAGCCGCGCUCACCUUCGUGGCAUGUUUUCCGCCCGCUGAGAGCCUGUCACGUUUCUUUCGCCAGAAUCUUCAGUGUAAAUACCCACUGUGCUUAGGAGUUAGUUGGUAGACGUUUUCAUUUGUUGGAGUGACUGGUUUGGGGCUCUCCACCUGGAAAAGGGGCAGAGAGCUGUCAGCCUGGUGAUGGGAGAAAAGAGCCGCUUCCCAGCCUGGAGAACCUCUAGAAAACCUCCGCCAGCUCCAGCCUGUGCUGUGGAGAGACCGCCUCCCCACCCCAGGUUCUUCCUCAAGGUCUUUCCAGGUCUCCUCUCUACAAAGCACAACACUAAUGUCUGUUCUGUUAGACCUCAGUUCAAGUGCCCCUAUUUAUUUCAGUAAGAAUACACAUCCCAGCGCUUUUUGUUCGUCCGUUCAGUUGUCUGUUCCCACCUUCCUUCAGCCCCUCGUCCGGCCCCCUCUGAAGAGUUAGGCUAGGGAACCUGACUCCGCGCGGACUUUUGGUUUGUGAAGGCAGCGGUUAAGGGCACAAGGACAGCCAUGGGGACAUUUAUGUAAAUACGUCUCUAAUUGCCACACUGCAGCUGAACAGUGUGUAGUAUUUUCCCAGUCAGCUUUGCCAUACUGACGUCAAUCAUUUGAGAGAAAUUAUUCAGAUUUUAUUUUUGUAUCUGUGGUAACAAAACAUUAACCAAAAGAUUGUCUGUUCGGAAGUUCCCCCGACCCCCCAAGCUAUUUGCUCACAUUAACAAAGUGCCUGAAGCAUAAUUCAUUCGUUACCUGUAUACUAAAAUCCCUGUUGUGCUGAUUUUUUAUAACCCUUUUUACCUCUGUGUAAAAAAUAUAUAUACAAGUGUAUGAUGUACAUUUUAAGUUCUUAACUUUUUUUUAUGGUUUCUAAUAUGUAUGACCAAUGUAGCCAUUGCUUUCAAAUGUACCGUGUAAAUAUAAACACA
Molecule: messenger RNA, 4177 nt
Organism: Molossus molossus (Pallas's mastiff bat)
Lineage: Eukaryota; Metazoa; Chordata; Mammalia; Chiroptera; Molossidae
Gene: SPRED2
Product: sprouty related EVH1 domain containing 2
Exons: 6
Coding region: 534-1787 (417 amino acids)
Biological process (GO): negative regulation of MAPK cascade; multicellular organism development
Cellular component (GO): membrane
Molecular function (GO): protein kinase binding
Source: RefSeq, a predicted model, not a curated record